GAUGUUGCUAAGGGAGGAGUCGACCACAACAAAAUGAGUCUGCAUCGUGCUAGUGGGGAAGAGGAACUAUUAAAACAUAGACGGAGGUCAAGUGACAGAUCACGAGAUUCAUCUCAUGAGCGAGCAGAGUCUCAGCUUACUCCUUGUAUUCGACAUGUGACUUCACCAACACUACAGCACCAUGUUGAACCAGAGAAAGAUCAUAAUCCGUCUUGUCCAAGCAGUCCUCGUCCUCAAAGAGCGUCUCCAAAUGGCUCAAUGAGCAGUGCUGGGAACAGUAGUCAGUCAAUCUCAGAUGGUAGCUAUAAGACAUCUGGAGAGAUGACGAUUAUGUGUGAGAACGAAAAAGAAGGGGCUUGUAAUGUGAGACCAUCUGCGCGAGUAACGCUGAUAGUGGAUAACACCAGAUUUGUUGUGGACCCGUCCAUUUUUACUGCACAGCCAAAUACAAAGUUGGGCAGGAUGUUUGGAUCUGGCCAAGAACAUAAUUUCACAACGCCCAAUGAGAAUGGAGAAUACGAAGUAGCAGAAGGAAUUGGUUGUACUGUGUUUCGAGCUAUAUUGGAUUACUAUAAGACUGGAAUCAUCCGCUGUCCUGAGGGCAUAUCUGUUCCUGAGCUAAGAGAAGCAUGCAAUUACCUUUGUAUCUCUUUUGAAUACACUACAAUUAAAUGUAGAGAUCUCAGGGCGCUUUUGCAUGAGUUAUCAAAUGAUGGUGCUCGUAGACAAUUUGAAUUUUAUCUGGAAGAAAAGAUCCUCCCACUCAUGGUAGCAUGCGCUCGGAGUGGGGAACGAGAGUGCCAAAUAGUGGUGCUUACAGAUGACGAUGUAGUUGAUUGGGAUGAGGACUAUCCACCACAGAUGGGAGAAGAAUAUUCACAAAUUAUUUACAGCACGAAAUUAUAUAGAUUUUUCAAGUACAUUGAAAACAGAGAUGUGGCCAAAUCAGUUUUGAAGGAGAGGGGUCUUAAGAAGAUUAGAUUGGGAAUAGAAGGCUAUCCUACUUACAAAGAAAAAGUAAAGAAAAGACCAGGGGGGCGUCUAGAAGUAAUUUACAACUAUGUCCAAAGACCCUUUAUUCGAAUGUCCUGGGAGAAGGAAGAAGGCAAGAGUCGGCAUGUAGACUUUCAAUGUGUAAAGAGUAAAUCUAUCACCAACCUUGCAGCAGCUGCUGCAGACAUUCCCCAGGACCACCUGGUAGUCAUGCAGCCUACUCCACAGGUGGAUGAGCUAGAUAUCCUCUCCAGCCUCUUUACCUCAGGCAGUAAUGACCUCGAGCCUGAUGAACAGAAUCCAAUGCCUUGA
Messenger RNA from Cricetulus griseus (Chinese hamster), 1305 nucleotides. Lineage: Eukaryota; Metazoa; Chordata; Mammalia; Rodentia; Cricetidae. The record is from RefSeq and is a predicted model, not a curated record.